GGUCAGUGUGAAAUGCCUCGGCGCGGGAUUUCCUUCUCUGCUGAAGUCAGGUCGCCCUUACUACGGUUCGAAGCUGAAUAACACUGACAAGUGAACAACCGUUCCAACUGUAUGUUCAACUUUUAGAGUCCAUACGCUGCUGCAAGUUGGAAGAGUCACCUUUAAACCCACACAGUCCUCACCACAGGACCUCUAGCAAAUGUGGCAGCCAUUAACUCUGAAUGAGGAUCCGACAUCGGACAUCACAUUGCAACAGAACCUCUGGAAAAGACGUCUGUACUUACCGCAGCCAUGGACAUUGGUGGAUUUAAUCUUUUGGCUCCUCGCAACAACAACGCGAACCAACAGGCUCACUUGUGGAGACCUUGGACAGGAACCGAAACGAGAACUACCACACUCACGGCUCCUGCUUCACCCAAACCAGCCAUGUUCGUUCACCCGGUCAAGUUGUACUGGCCCAAAACCAAAUGCUUCGACUACCUGUACCGAGAAGCAGAGAUGCUCCUCCGGAACUACCCGGUCCAAGCGACCAUCUGCCCCUUUGACGACUCCUCCAGCAGUGAGGAAGACAGCGAGGAAGAGGAGGAUGACUAUGAUGAUGAUUAUGAGGAGGAGAUGGAGAUGGAGAAGCAACAGAACUGAAAUAUUUCCACAAACCUGCAUAAUGCCUUAAUAUAUUUUUAUAUUUAUUGCUGUAAAUAACUGUAAAUAGUUCCUAUGUCGUUUUUUUUAAACCCAACAAAAAGUCUAUCAUGCAUUUAAGUUAUU
Doryrhamphus excisus (bluestripe pipefish) is the source of this 768-nucleotide messenger RNA. Lineage: Eukaryota; Metazoa; Chordata; Actinopteri; Syngnathiformes; Syngnathidae. The record is from RefSeq and is a predicted model, not a curated record.